Ochlerotatus camptorhynchus is the source of this 534-nucleotide messenger RNA. RefSeq lists its product as uncharacterized. The coding region runs from base 1 to 534 and encodes 177 amino acids. Lineage: Eukaryota; Metazoa; Arthropoda; Insecta; Diptera; Culicidae. Gene Ontology annotation, molecular function: nucleic acid binding. The record is from RefSeq and is a predicted model, not a curated record. The transcript has a single exon.
AUGCAGGAGUUCUUGAACCUGUUACGGUGCUCAGACCACCGAGAAACGGUCGUCAAGGAGUGCGCAGAAAAGGGAAUCCAGUGGCAUUUCAAUCCGCCCAGUGCACCACAUUUUGGAGGACAGUGGGAGGCAGCAGUACGGUCAGCUAAAACCCACUUGAUCAAGGUCGUGGGAGAAACACCGUUGUUGGCCAAAGAUUUGACCACACUUCUGGUGCAGAUUGAAGGUUGCCUCAACUCACGACCGUUAACGCCGAUGUCCGAUGAUCCCACUGAUUUUGAGCCUCUGACGCCUGGCCACUUCUUGAUUGGCUCCUCAUUACAGUCGUUCCCCGAGCCGAAUCUGGAAGCCCUCGCAUUGAACCGCUUAACUAAAUUCCAGUUAAUCCAACGGAUGAUGCAGGAUUUCUGGAGAAGGUGGCGAAGGGAGUAUCUGUGCCAGUUGCAGGGCAGGUCCAAGCGCUGGAAGCCAGCAAUUAAUAUCGAGGUUGGGAAAUUGGUUGUUAUCCGGGACGAUAAUCUCCCACCGAUGUAG